UUCUGGAAGCAUGGAGUGACAAUGGGAAAGCAAAACAUUCGUCACCGCUUGCGAUUCCUUCACGUGGGGAGGUCCUAUAAAGUGCAAACUCACUUGAAUUGAAUGUAGACGCCAUUCUGCACCGAGAUUCAUUCUUCACCAAAACUUCGCAAAGAAACACUACACAUCCAUGGCAACUGCUGGCGUGCAAGAAGUUCGUGUUCCCCCUCUAACUUCCACCUCUGAGCCACCUUCUCUCUUUGACGGAACCACCAGGUUGUACAUCAGUUAUAUUUGUCCCUAUGCGCAGCGUGUUUGGAUCACUCGGAACUAUAAGGGACUACAAGACAAGAUCAAACUGGUUCCUAUUGACCUACAAAACAGGCCUGCUUGGUAUAAGGAGAAAGUCUACCCUGAAAACAAGGUGCCAUCAUUGGAGCACAAUGGAAAGGUCUUGGGUGAAAGUCUCGAUUUGGUCAAAUACAUAGAUGACAACUUUGAAGGGCCGUCUCUAGUUCCCAGUGAUCCUGCCAAGAAAGAGUUUGGUGAGGAGUUGAUUUCCCAUGUUGAUACAUUCACCAAAGAGCUGUAUUCUGCAUUGAAAGGAGAUCCAAUACAUCAAGCCGGUCCUGCCUUUGAUUACUUAGAGAAUGCUCUUGGUAAAUUUGGUGAUGGGCCAUUCUUUCUUGGUCAAUUCAGCUGGGUGGAUAUUGCUUAUGUUCCAUUUGUUGAAAGAUUCCAGCUCGUCUUUGCUGAUGUGUUCAAGCAUGAUAUAACUGAAGGAAGACCUAAACUUGCAACAUGGAUUGAGGAAGUGAACAAGAUUAGUGCUUAUACACAGACAAGAGCUGAUCCAAAGGAAAUCGUUGAUCUUUUCAAGAAACGUUUUUUGGCUCAACAGUGAAAAUUUGGUUGCAGUGGGUAUCCUCUAAGUUGUAGAUUGUUGUCAAUAAAGUGUUGUGUGUUUAUCGGAUGCUUCUUUAGUCACAUGUUGUUUUGUCACUUUGUCUGCUAGAGCUGCAAAUAAUUUGAUUUCAGGGUCGGUGAUGUUUAUGUACCAGCUUGUCUGAUGUCAGACUAAUAAAAUGAUGCUUGUGUAUCGGCUUUUAAUACUGAGUGGCAUGGUAUUAUCAAUAUCCUAUGAUUAUUACAUACAUGUAUGUAUAUGCAAUCUCGAGUAGUAAUAAAUUAAUCGUCGUUUUAUACC
Glycine soja is the source of this 1186-nucleotide messenger RNA. RefSeq names its product glutathione S-transferase L3. The transcript has 10 exons. Gene Ontology annotation, molecular function: glutathione transferase activity. Bases 170 to 883 code for a protein of 237 amino acids. The record is from RefSeq and is a predicted model, not a curated record. NCBI's taxonomy places the organism in Eukaryota, Viridiplantae, Streptophyta, Magnoliopsida, Fabales, Fabaceae.